CGUUUGGUGCGUUCAAAGGUUUCUUAAAAACGAAGCACGUUAACGCCUGUUGAAAUCGAAACAAGAACUCUGAAACUGGGGAAAGGCUGGGUUAUUUUUAUCAACACAGCGGACGAAAAGUGUUUUGUUUAACGAAAAGAAGUACAUCUAAUACUGAUUAACCAGUGGGCUCCCGUCUGCUUUUAUUUCCUGAAAAAGCACACCUCCUUUGUUCUGAGUUACCUCGGGUGAGCUUGCAUAACUAUUCCUGCUGAGACUUUGGCUUGACAAGUUACUGCCUCCUCAAAAUACAUUAUCUACUCAAGACAAGGCAAGAUGAAUUUGGAGGAAUACUUCAAAAGAAUCGGUUUCCAUGGCUCAUUUGAAAAGCCAGAUCUUGCAACACUGAACUUGAUCCACAAACAACACACCAUGUCGGUGCCAUUUGAAAACCUCGACAUUCACUGUGGUGAGAGGAUCGUCUUGGACCUGGAGGUUAUCUUUGAAAAGAUAGUGAGGAACGACCGUGGGGGUUGGUGCAUGGAGAACAACUUCCUGUUUGGCUGGGUGCUGAGAGAAAUGGGCUAUGAAACUUUCACCUGUGGCUCCAGAGUUUUCAACAAUGUCCUCAAUGACUUUCAGACGAUUGAAUCUCAUCUCAUCCACAUUGUCUCUAUCAUGGGAAAGAGGUAUUUAGCAGAUGUAAGCUUUGGGGUGUCUUCCCAAAUAUGGGAGCCCCUGGAGCUUGUUUCUGGGAAGGACCAACCUCAACCACCGGGUGUGUUUUGUCUUAAAGAAAAGGGGGGUUUUUGGGUGCUAGAGAAGACUGCUAGAAAGCCAGAGGUUCUCAAUCCGGCCUUUGCUAAAUCAAAUCUGGUAAACAAGAAGGAUGUGCAUCUGAUCUAUGGCUUUGAACUGGUGCCUCGUGACAUAGAUACUUUCUUUGAGGCCAACAACAGUCUCCAGACAAACCCUGAUUCAUUGUUCACCAAUAAAUCCAUAUGCUCUUUGCAAACUCCAACAGGACUCAGAGUCCUUGUUGGUUGGACGUACAGUGAGGUCACCUUCAAACCUGAGAAAGGUGUUGAUAUCUUUAACAUGAGAGACAUAACAGAUGACGAGAUUGAGCCAAUUCUUAAGCAAAAGUUCAACAUAAAACUGCUGAACAGACUGCAGCCUGCUAACAAAAAGGCAUCCUACACACUCUGAAAAUAAUCUCUGAUAAUGAGUAGAGACAUACAAAUAAACACCUCCCAAUAUGUAUCAUGCCAUUUCAAUAAUAGAAUCCAUUUUGUUUGCAAAUUAAGAGUUGGGAGGUAAGCAAGUAUGUUUUACUCAGAGUCCAAGAUGAACAAAGAGCAAGGAUUUCAAAAUGUAGUCUGACUUUCACUGGAUGCCAAGUUAGAAAAAAUAAGAUGGCUGUAAUACGAUUGGACUUGCUGGACCUAAUUAACAAUGUUGCAGCUGCAUUUUUAAUCAUUUGUAAACUGUUGAGGGAGGACUUCUUGAGGCAGGUGAAAAGAGAAUUGCAGUAGUCAAGCCAGGAAGGCACAAAAGCAUGUAAUGAGAAUCUCUAUCACAGCUCAGCAGACAACAAAUUGCAAAAAAAACAAUCAAGUUUAUUUUGUUCAUCAAACAAAAAAUCAGUCUUAAUUUUAAUAUUGUUAGUGACGUGCAAUGAUAAAAAUGUAGAAUAGAAUAGAAUUACUUUAUUGAUCCCAAACUGGGAAGUUGUGGAAAUUUUAAUUAAGUAAUUUUAACUAACAUUUUUAUGAACUAUUACAUAAUGUUGUUUAAUGAACCAUUACCUUAAAGGGAUACUUCAGCCGUUGAAACAUGAAUCUGUAUUGACAUUGGGUCAUAUAUGUAGUAGAAUUGUGAAAUACAUUUUGAAGUUGGUGCCUUCUUGGCAGAGAAUAGGCAGAAAUUGUCUUUUUGGCUCAUGUGGAUGAAAGACACCAAAUCCCAGAAUGCACAGCACCGCAGGCCACUCCCACUAAGGUCCUCUAGUUCAGAAUCAGAAAUACUUUAUUAAUCCCUGAGGGAAAUUCGAUCGUUACAGUUUCUCCAAAAUAUACAAUAUAGCAGUAGAAAUAUAUAUAAAAACAUUUACAGACAUAUUUACUUCAACACAUGACACCAUUUCUUCAACAGAGUCCGAGAUUUCUUCCAGAAUUGAUUCAAUUGAUUGAUUGAUGGAAAUUCCUGGCAGAAAACAGACUCUAUGUCUGUGUCCAUACAGACAGUGAGAGCACCGAGACUACCAGUCCGCCCCAGCUCGAGCCGGCCCGGGCUCCUCGUCCUCUCCGUCGCCGACAGGCAGGCUUUAUGUCUCGGCUGAUGAGCUGGCAAGCUAUAUAGCCGCGAGACGGUUGCUGCCGACAGGCCGGUCUUGUGUCGCGGCGGCCCCGACGAUCAGUGCUAGUGGCCCCGGCGAUCAGCGCCAGCGGCCCCCGUGGCCAGCUGCCGCAGCAGCCACAUCACAAGACCAGCCUUUCGGCAGCAGCCAUCUCGCCGCUAUAUUUAUAUUUUUUCGCCAUUAUCAGCUUUCUCCAUAGAGCCUGUUAGCGUAGCUUCCAAGCAAUAGAGUCAUAUGGCGGACGUUUCGAUUCUGGGAGUGAGUUCCCACCCACUGAUCUGUGAUUGGUCUGUAGCUUCAGUGGUCGAAAAUAUGAGGAACUAGCGAUGUAGUUUCACCCCGCUAACCGCAACAGCUUCCAGUGACGCAAUAUGACGAUAUUUGCGUCACUGGAAGCUUCUUUUCAGACUUAGAAAUACAGAACUUUCCAGUCUCUGGGAAAAAUGAGACCGGGAUGCACGACCAUUCAAAAAUACUACCAGUUUACUACUGAUACAAUGCUUAAUGCAAAGGGGUGAAGUAUCCCUUUAAAAUGACUAACCAUUAUUUGACAUAUCAAAUAUUCAUGUGAUUAAUUUAAGUAAAUAGCCUAUGGUUAUAAUCAAUCUGUAUCGGAUAAUCAUAAAUAAAUGUAUCCGCAAUAAAGAUAAAUGUGUUUAA
This is a messenger RNA of Labrus mixtus (cuckoo wrasse), 2998 nucleotides long. RefSeq names its product arylamine N-acetyltransferase, pineal gland isozyme NAT-10-like. The coding region runs from base 316 to 1188 and encodes 290 amino acids. The transcript has 3 exons. The record is from RefSeq and is a predicted model, not a curated record. NCBI's taxonomy places the organism in Eukaryota, Metazoa, Chordata, Actinopteri, Labriformes, Labridae. Gene Ontology annotation, molecular function: acetyltransferase activity.